AUGAAUAUAAUUCAGUAUUUUUUGACGUUCAUAUCGUUGGUACAUUGUGAUGCGGCAAGGAUACUGGCGUUUCUUACUAUGCCAUCACUCAGUCAUCAUCUCACAUUCCGACCGCUUACUGAAGAACUGGUAAAACGAGGACAUGAAGUCGUUGUAGUCACCACAGACCCGGCCUAUCCUGCAGGAAAAACUCCAGAAAAUCUCACAGAAGUAGACUUGCACGAUAUUUCUUACAAGACUUAUAUCAAAAUUUUUAGUAAGAACAUAAAGGGUCAAAAUAACGUAUAUGUUCAAUGCACAUCUUUAAUAGACGCAUUAAUGCAAGUCUUUGAGGUCCAAUACAGAAGUGAUGUAGUACAAAAACUACUCAAAGAUGAUAAAAAAUUUGAUGUAGUGAUUACAGAAUCGACUUACAGAAUAACAGUGUUAUUGGGUCAUGUGUUAAAAGCGCCUGUUAUAUUAUUGAGUUCAUUUGGUUUUGGUGUAACUAAUGCUGAAACCAUGGGAGCUCCUGUUCAUCUAAUGUAUCCGAGCGUCUUAAGACAGAGAGUCAAAAAUCUUACUUUGAUAGAACAAAUAACGGAGACUUACAAAGAAGUAUAUUUAACAAAAUUGAUCUACGCUCAUGAAGAAGUGGAGAAUGCACUAAUAGAGAAAGUGGAGCCUGGCAGUCCAACUAUGUCAGAAUUGUUCGAGAACUCCAAUUUGUUUUUGGUCAAUGCACAUCCGAUUUGGGAGUCCAAUCGACCUGUUCCUCCAGGAAUCGUAUUUUUGGGUGUCGUGUUUCAGAAAACCAACACAGUUCUGCCGCAGGAUCUGAAAAAACUCUUGGAUAACUCUAAGAAUGGUGUUAUUUAUAUUAGUUUUGGCACUACAGUCCAGGAAAGACAAUUGCCAAUAGAAAAGAUUCAAAUAUUCAUCAAAGUAUUUUCUGAAUUGCCGUAUGACGUCAUUUGGAAAUGGAAUAGCGCCGACAAACCCCAAGCACCAGAAAAGAUUCAGUUCGUGAAAUGGGUUCCGCAGCCGGAUCUGUUGAAACAUCCAAAUUUGAAACUAUUCAUUACCCAUGGCGGGAUUCAUUCUACUUACGAAUCCAUUAUGUUCGGAGUACCAUUCAUAACCAUACCGAUGCAUUUAGAUCAAUAUUUCAACGCGGAUCACUGCGUUCAACACGGAGUCACUAAAAAGUUAAAUUUUGAAACGAUCACUGAAGAUAUCUUGAAGGAUUCCAUAACCACGAUUGUUACAGAUAACAGGUACCGAAAGAACAUGGCCAAACUGAAUACCUGGCUGCACGAUCAACCCCAACCGCCCUUGGAAAAAGCGGCUAUGUGGAUUGAAUAUGCAAUUCGGAACAAUGGAACAAGGCACAUACGUGCCCCCGCCGCCAAUAUGCCUUGGAAGCAAUAUUUCUUAUUUUUUUUUUUUUUUUAUUGCUUAUUAGCAGCAGCUCUCAACGUUAACAUAAACGUGGUCCCCUGUCAAAAAAAUGUUAAUAACGAUGAAUCAAAGGCGAUAGUGGAAGCUGACGAUACUCAAUCUACGGCUGAGUUAGCAGCAGCUCUCAACGUUAACAUAAACGUGGUCCCCUGUCAAAAAAAUGUUAAUAACGAUGAAUCAAAGGCGAUAGUAGAAGCUGACGAUACUCAAUCUACGUCUGAGUAA
Bombyx mandarina (wild silkworm) is the source of this 1665-nucleotide messenger RNA. It is a transcript of the gene UGT33Q1, whose product is annotated as UDP-glycosyltransferase UGT33Q1. Gene Ontology annotation, molecular function: UDP-glycosyltransferase activity. The record is from RefSeq and is a predicted model, not a curated record. Lineage: Eukaryota; Metazoa; Arthropoda; Insecta; Lepidoptera; Bombycidae.